Aspergillus calidoustus is the source of this 1851-nucleotide messenger RNA. The record is from the annotation of a GenBank genome assembly. NCBI's taxonomy places the organism in Eukaryota, Fungi, Ascomycota, Eurotiomycetes, Eurotiales, Aspergillaceae.
AUGGAUCAUCACGGAAUACCUCUCCAGUUGACAGUCAAAACUGUCGUGCGUGUCAAUUUGACGUCCGAGAAAGAGACAGCUUCUGUCCCAGAGUCAGAUCCUACUGCCAGAGCUAUUCUUACCCAACAUACCUCGAUCAACUUCUACAAGGACGCCCAAAGCGAUAUUCAGAUCAAACCUGCUAAAAAUCGACCCGCGGCGAAUGCUAUCAUACAACCGGAUUUCAACACAGAGAAGAUGGGAAUUGGUGGUCUUGAUUCAGAGUUUCACACAAUCUUCCGCCGAGCCUUUGCAUCCCGCAUCUUCCCACCGGACAUCGUGGCAAAACUUGGUAUCCAGCACGUGAAGGGCAUCUUGCUUUAUGGCCCUCCAGGAACGGGUAAAACAUUGCUUGCCCGACAGAUCGGAAAAAUGUUGAACGCGAGGGAGCCCAAGAUCAUUAACGGUCCGGAAGUGCUGAAUAAGUUCGUCGGACAGUCAGAAGAGAACAUUCGAAAAUUAUUCGCCGAUGCAGAACAAGAGUACAAAGAGAAGGGCGAUGAGAGCGGACUUCACAUCAUCAUUUUCGACGAACUUGAUGCCGUAUGUAAGCAACGUGGAAGCGGAGCAGGCGGAGGUACUGGCGUCGGAGACAGUGUCGUCAACCAGCUGCUCUCAAAGAUGGAUGGUGUCGACCAGCUUAACAAUAUCCUACUCAUCGGUAUGACAAACAGAAAGGACAUGAUUGAUGAUGCAUUGCUCCGUCCUGGACGUCUUGAGGUGCACGUCGAGAUCUCCCUUCCCGAUGAGGCUGGCCGAGCCCAGAUUCUUGGUAUCCAUACGCAGAACAUGAAGCAAAGUGAGUUGAUGGACCCGAGCGUCGACCUGGCAGAGUUGGCGGCCUUGACCAAGAACUACUCCGGUGCUGAAAUUGCUGGUCUUGUAAAGGCAGCCACAUCUUUUGCUUUCAACCGUCACAUUGACUCAGGUAAAACCGUUCGAGUGAAGGAUGACGCGGCGGAAAUGAAGGUUAAUCACUCCGAUUUCAUUCAUGCUCUGGAUGAGAUCCAGCCGGCCUUCGGUGUAUCCGAAGAUGAAAUCAAGAUGCGUAUUGAACACGACAUCAUCAACUACUCAGAAGAGAUUGACAUGAUCCUCAAAGAAGGAGAAGCGUUGACAAGAGGGUUGACUCUCCCUGAUCAAGCAUCCCUAUGGUCUACAUUGUUACAUGGUCCAGCUGGCAGCGGGAAAACUGCUCUUGCAGCUCAAAUUGCGCUUGACACUGGAGCUCCGUUUAUCAAAAUGGUCUGCCCUGAAGAUAUAGCUGGGUUAAGCGAGAUGGCGAAGAUUCAGCAUAUCCUGAGAGUAUUUAACGACGCCUACAAGAGUCAGAGAAGUGUUGUCAUCGUCGACGACAUCGAAUCCAUCAUCGAUUAUGUGUCCACUGGGCCCCGUUUUAGCAAUUCCGUGCUGCAGACACUGCGAGUCUUGUUCAAGAAGCAUCCGCCCAAGAACCGAAGGAUCCUUGUCUUGGCCACUACAUCCGAGCGAGCACUCAUGAAGCAACUGAACAUCUACAACUCUUUCAAUUCUGAUAUUAGGGUACCAAAUGUUACGCAUCAUCAGGAAUUGAAGCUUGUCAUGGAGAAAUCUGGCAUUUUCACAGAGGACAACAUUCGGGAAGCUUUGGGGCGUAUCGACGACAUGACAGAGGACACAGCCACUGGUGUGGGUGUCAAGAAGAUCUUUGACGGAAUUGAGGAAGCGAAGAGGAAUCCCCAUGCGCCGGUGGAUCAAUUCGUGCGUGUUAUUAACCACGCUAUUGAAGAAGGACGAGUGCGCCAGAUACCGAGGGGUCCUAGCUAUGAGUAA